Messenger RNA from Closterium sp. Naga37s-1, 648 nucleotides. NCBI's taxonomy places the organism in Eukaryota, Viridiplantae, Streptophyta, Zygnematophyceae, Desmidiales, Closteriaceae. The record is from the annotation of a GenBank genome assembly.
AUGGCCGCCGCCGUUGCCAGCCGUGCUAUCCUCGCUGCCCCUGCUGCCUUGACCAAGGCGCAGACCAAGAGGGCCUUCUUCGGCAACGUUGCUGGUUUGGCACCCGUUGCCCGCCGCGCCGCCCCCGUGGUGAGGUCCCUGGCCGUCAAGGCUGAGACCAACUACCAGGUCAUUGAGCCCCUCAAUGGCGACCCCUUCGUCGGUGGCCUCGAGACCCCCGUGACCUCGGCUCCCCUGGUCGCCUGGUUCCUGUCCAACCUCCCCGGCUACCGCACUGGUGUGAACCCCCUCCUCCGCGGUGUUGAGGUCGGCCUUGCCCACGGCUACCUCCUCGUCGGCCCCUUCGUCUGCACUGGUCCUCUUCGCGGCACCGAGGUUGGCCAAGUCGCCGGCACCCUCGGGGCUGCUGCUCUUGUCGCCAUCCUGUCCAUGUGCCUGACAGUGUACGGCAUUGCCUCGUUCAAGGAGGGUGCUCCCUCCACCGGCUCCACUCUGACCCUCAGCGGCCGCACGAAGGAGGCUGACAAGCUCCAGACUGCUGACGGCUGGGCUUCGUUCGCUGGCGGCUUCUUCUUCGGUGGCCUGUCUGGUGUUGCCUGGGCAUACAUCCUGCUCUACGUUCUGGACCUGCCCUACCCCGUCAAGUAA